Molecule: messenger RNA, 4424 nt
Organism: Styela clava
Lineage: Eukaryota; Metazoa; Chordata; Ascidiacea; Stolidobranchia; Styelidae
Source: RefSeq, a predicted model, not a curated record
AUCAUGUCCAUCUCUUUAUCAUAGAUUGAAGUGAACUAUUUUAAUAUACUUACAUCGAAUUCUGUUCAGAAAAGGAAAAGGUUAAACUCUCAUACUAAUGCAGUGUAGCUUCUGUAAAUGAAAUGUAUUACCAAGCAUAGGUAAAUCCAAGCAGCUUGAACAAAAUCCAAGAUAUUCAAAUUGUUUUAACCCAGAUUUUAGCAAACGAAAUCAUCUUGCCUUGAAAAUAUUAAGCCUGACACCCAGGUUCGCACCAAGCUGGAGAGUGUAUCAAUGCCAUUAAUGAUGAAAACAUGUCCUUACUUAGUGUUUUUUAUCAUAUUUCUGAAUAGCUAUAUCUUGGAAUAAUGUAUUAUAUAAGUGUAUUUUUCAUAUGUCAGGUUCUGAUGUCAUCAUUAUUAAAUUACCAAUACUGGUGUGUAUUAACAUAAGUCAUGGAUUGAAUUUAUCUAAAAAAAAUUGUUUGUGCAGAAUUUUAAAUUGAUUAUUAAAUAUUUGUGAUACCAAGAACGAGAGGUGUGAUCUUUGUAGAUACUUCAAGAAUGACCCAAUAAUUGUUCUCCCAUUUAAAGUUUUAAUGCGUGAGAUAAAUAGUUAUGAUAUUUCAUUUUGCUGGUUUUUUGACCAUUUUACCAAAAUGAUUUUAUUUGCCAAACUGCUUGUUUUUUAUUUUGCUAUGUAUAUAUUAAUUGUAUUUUUAGGAAUUCUAAUUUUUUAGAAAUUACAUACUAUGUGCAUGUUAAGUUUCAGAUUUGAACUGAAAUGUCAGUAAAAGGGUUAAUCAGAAAUUACAAGGCUUUUUCAUUCUGGUGUAUAAUAUAAAAAUCGGUAUUCAGUACUCCUUUCGAGUUGUAUGUUCAUGGAAACUCAUAGUUAACUUUUUUAAAGUAAAAAAUAGUUGAAAAUUUGAAGUUAUGGUUACAUCUUUGUAUAAUAGCAGAUCAGUGAUUGAAAUUUCCAAGUCAUGUAGUUUUAUGUCUAUCUGUAAACUGUCUGUUACUUUUUGCAUAGAGAUUUAUCUUAGUAGUCCGCAUGUAUUCUUGGUAAGUGUGCAGCAAUAAUCUAAAUAAUAUUGAAAAUGACACUUUUCUGUAUUUUGAAUGAAGUUUAUAACAUUUUCAAGUUUUUACUGAAUACGGUUUUGUUUUGGUUACAAAAUAUGUUACCCUUUAAUCAUGGGCAUAUUUUAAAUUGAAUUCUCGCCUAGCGCCCGAUGGCCAAGAUUUAUGUUACACUUUGUUUGAGUUAGCAUUGACUAGAAUCAUUCAUUUUGAAAAUUUUAAUGGAAAAGAAACAAAAAUGUGAUGUCAUAUUGAUUAAUUUGAAAAUAAGUUGAUAAAAGACCAGUUAAUUAAAUUAAGUCUGGCAUAUUUGUUUCCUUAUUAUUAAUAUUGAACAUUAAAAUGCUUGCUUUCCCAGAACUUUGUAAAUAUUUUCCCUGACUGGGCCUAAUUACGGCCUAUAAUUAUUAUUAUGGCAGCACGUUAAAUUUACAUUUAAUAUGGUUCACUUCAUCAAAGUAUGAGCUUGCAAUUUCAUUUGUUGAAACCUACAGGCAUAAUUUUAUAAUGAAGCACUAAUAUUUUUUGUGUAUAAAUACAUUGAUUUUAAUACGAGUUUCAGUUUCAAUUUUAUUACUACUACCAGGCAAGAUUAUUCAAGCUAUUUGUUUCUUUCCUAUUAUUUACCUAUCUUGACUUUCGUGAUUGUAUUUGUUUGUGCUUCAUCAGUUUGCUAGCUUUAUCAGUUUGACCACCUAAAUGAAUGAAGUCCUGUAUAGCUCACUUUCACAUUCCUCAUUGUUGUACUUGUUUUGAUAGUGCCCUCAGAUGUUAGUCAUAACAGUUGGUCUGGUUGGUUUUUAAUAAAGGGUUAGAAUCGGACUUUUUAUACUUUGUGAAAAGGAACCAUUACCCAGUUAUAAGUACGGAAUUUUGUAUUCCAUAAAGUUUAUUAUUAUCCUUUGUUUUCAUCAGUCUGAAUUGCAUUCACUGGUGGUGGGGUAUGUUUAGAUUGCAAGCAAAAUGGGUGAUUGAUGACCAUUUAUGAUUAAAAAAAAUUUAUAGAUUUCAACAGUGUAAGUAAUUAUUGCAGAUGCAGUGUGCACUUUUUUAAAACGUGUAAAUGCUUUUGUUUCAUUUAUCAUCUGUACAUCUUGCUUUCCUUAGGUCUUAACUCACAUAAAAUGUUGCGGAGAGGAAGUACUAUACUGAAUAAUGGAUUAUGGGUGGUAUUGCUUUCAUUAGCCUGCAGUGUUUUCAGGUGCUGUUUAUCUGCUAAGGUUGACCUGUCAAAGACAAUUGUAUCUGGACCUGGCAUAGUGGAUGAUGCCACUUUGCCAGUGCGGUAUGUAUAUAUUCAUCCUCAUGAUAGUAAAGGAAAACCAAUCACAAAAGACCUUGGAGAUGGAGCGUUUUCAUUAACUGUCACAAAAAAUGGGCAAAAUAUCAGAGCGUGGAGACAAGUUUUAAACUUACACAAUGGAACUUAUAUUGCACGUUUUCGUCUAUAUGACUUUGGUGGGGACAUUGAAAUGUCAUUGAAGUAUCAGAGUAAACAUGUUGCUAAAUCACCGUACAAACUUAUCAAUGUAUAUGGAGAUGAGUGCUACUGUCCCAUGCCUCUUAAAAAGUGGACAGAGGCACUAAAAUGCCCUGCAACCUUUGAUCAGGUUGAAAGAGAUCUUGAAAUCUUUGAAAAAAUUGACCUUGACGAUCUUGUGAAAAAGGGAAUUCCGAAGUUUGGUGUACAUCACUCCUUUUGCCAUUAUGUUGUUAAAAGUAACAAAAUUUAUAGACAAUGCCAUGGAAAAUACACAGAUUUCAAAAUGUUCAUGGAUGCAACUCUAUUAUCAUUGACUAAAAAGUUGAAGCUUCCGGAUGUUGAGUUUUUAAUAAAUUUAGGAGACUGGCCUCUUGAGAGAGGUUCAAAGGAACAAGCUCAUCCCAUAUUUUCAUGGUGUGGUUCAGACAAAACAUUAGACAUAGUACUGCCUACUUAUGAUAUUACGCAAUCCGUAUUUGAAAUGCUUGGCAGAGUAAGUCUAGACAUAUUCUCAGUUCAAGCCAACACUGGUCCAAACUGGGAGAAAAAAUCAAAUAAAGGAUUUUUCAGAGGUCGAGAUAGUAGACAAGAACGACUUGAUCUUGCCGCAAUGAGUUUAGCAAAUCCGGAUUUGCUCGAUGUUGCAAUUACUAAUUAUUUUUUCUUCAAACAAGAUGAAGAAAAAUAUGGCAAAAAAGUGAAACAUGUAUCGUUUUUUGAAUUCUUUAAACACAAGUAUCAGCUUAAUGUUGAUGGCACUGUUGCUGCGUAUCGACUUCCUUAUUUGCUGGUCGGAGAUGGAUUAGUUUUCAAGCAGGAAUCUGAGUAUUACGAGCAUUUCUAUAAAGACUUGAAACCUUGGGUUCAUUUUGUGCCUCUAAAAAGAGACUUAUCGGAUGUCAUUGAAAAAAUUAAAUGGGCUCGUGAACAUGAUGAUGAAGCUCGGAAAAUACAACAAGCAGCUACAAAACUAGCAAGAGAAAUUUUGACUCCCGAUAGAAUCUUAUGUUACUACGUUGUUGCUUUCAAUGAGUACGCAAAACGACAGACGAGACCAGUUAAAGUUUUGAAGAAGAUGGAAAUGGUGAAACAGCCUGACAAAAAAUGUUCAUGUCAUAGAAAGAAAGCAAAACCUAAAUCAAAAAAAGAGGAGCUAUGAGAUGAUGCAAUUAAUUUAUUUUAAAUUCUUGUAGGAAAUCUCUAACUCAAUAUUAUAGCUUCCAAUGCUUAUGCAUAUUAAUGCCAGCCCUGCCUCGUGUAGCCAUGCUAUUAUAUAUGAUACACAAUAUAAUGUAAAUAUUAAACUAAUGUUGCAAUUUGUUGUGGCACUAUGGACGAAUGCUAUAACUGUACGUAAAUAGCAGUCAAUUCGUCGUAGAUAUUGAAAUGAUUACCUAAUAUCCACAGAUAGUAAUUUUGUAUACAAUGCAUGCAUAUUUUGAAUUUUCAUAUCCAUUAGUUUUACACUUCAUACAACAACAUAGCAAACAAUUUCAUUACAUGUGUAGAUCAUAAUCUUAAGGAUUAGAGAGCCUUUUUGUCUAGCAACUUGUUUAAUGCUUCCAUAUUGCCACUGUACGCUCAAAUUAUGUCUUGUUGGUAUACUUUUAUAUAUUUGAUGCCUUACUACCACUGCCAGAAAAAUUAUGUUGCUGAGUUUUUCACUGCUGCAAUUGAAUGACUUUUUUUUGUAUGUUGUAUAAUGUUCUACUAUCACACAAUGAAAUUUCUAUAGCAUAUACUCGUACCCAGGCCAUUAAAAUUAUUUCUGAUUUAUAAUUAUUAUGCAUCGUUCUUACUUUAAGAUCUAAUGAAAUUUUGCAGCAUAGGUGUGCCAUAUAUAUAACCUUUUAUCAAAAAAAUACACUUAUACAUCAAUA